This is a messenger RNA of Zasmidium cellare ATCC 36951, 948 nucleotides long. RefSeq lists its product as uncharacterized. The record is from RefSeq and is a predicted model, not a curated record. Bases 1 to 948 code for a protein of 315 amino acids. The transcript is spliced from 3 exons. Lineage: Eukaryota; Fungi; Ascomycota; Dothideomycetes; Mycosphaerellales; Mycosphaerellaceae.
AUGUCGGAACUCAAGAACAUCAUGAUCUUUGGCGCGGGUGGGAGCAACAUCGGUCGCUUCAUCAUGGACGCCUUCAUCGAAGAGGGCGGCUUCAACGUUUCUACCCUCUCUCGCAAGAGCUCUCAAUCGACCUACCCAGGCUCGGUCAAGAACGUCCGCGUCGAUGACGAUCUACCUCACGAUCAGCUCGUGGCAGCGAUGAAGGGUCAGGACGUCGUGAUCUCAGCUGUCGGUCUUCGAGGCGGCGCCUUGCCACUCCAGAUCCAAGUCAUUGACGCGGCCGUCGAAGCUGGUGUCAAGAGAUUCCUCCCAUCAGAGUAUGGAUUCGACAACAUGGACGAGAAAACGGCGUGGCUUGUUCCAGCUUUCAAAAUCAAGCAGAAUGUAGAACAUCAUCUGAAUGCAAAGGCCAGGGAGAAUCCAAGCUUCAGCUGGACUGCUGUCGCUACGAGUAUCUGGCUUGAGUGGGCCCUCGACGUCGUCUUCAUCGGCAUCGACACCGUCAAGCACGACGUUGCCUACUGGGAUAAUGGCACGCACACUCCAACCGUCUCCACGCUCCCCUACUCCGCCCUCGGCGUAGUCGAAAGCAUCAAACACGCCUCCGAAACCAGGAACAAACGCAUCUUCCUCAACCCUCUGACCGCCUCGCAGCGCGAAAUCGUCGCCGAGCUCGAGAAGCAGCAAGGCGUCAAAUACACCGAGCUGGAGCCCGUCGUUGGCACGAAAGCUAUCGAGGAGGCGCAUAAGAAAUGGGCGGAUUCUGGCGAGACGGAUAUCCCUGCAGUGCUUACGACUGUUACGGCGCAGAUUCUGGUGGAGGAGUAUGGCACGGAUUUUGCAAAGGCGGGUAAAGGGCCGAUUUUGGAGGAUUUUGUGAAGAUGCCAAAAAUUACUUUGCCGGAGGCGGUGGCUCUGUACAUUAAGCAGCAGAAGGAGAGGAAGUAG